This is a messenger RNA of Manis pentadactyla (Chinese pangolin), 3526 nucleotides long. RefSeq names its product katanin catalytic subunit A1 like 2 (gene KATNAL2). The transcript has 14 exons. The record is from RefSeq and is a predicted model, not a curated record. Gene Ontology annotation, molecular function: ATP binding; ATP hydrolysis activity. Lineage: Eukaryota; Metazoa; Chordata; Mammalia; Pholidota; Manidae. Bases 85 to 1485 code for a protein of 466 amino acids.
GCAGCCAAUGCUUUGGAGCAAGAAACUAAACUGGGAUUACGACGCUUUGAAGUCUGUGACAAUGUUGAUCUUGAAACUAUUUUGAUGGAAUAUGAGAGCUAUUAUUUUGUGAAGUUUCAGAAAUACCCCAAAAUUGUCAAAAAGGCACCAGAUGCAGCAGAAAAUAACUUACCACAAAGAAGUGGAGGGAAGACCAGAAGGGCGAUGAGUGACAAUUGUCAAAAUCUUCCGAAGAUCAGUCAGCAGAGGCCGUGGUCCAAAACUAUGGUGGGAAAGCCAAGGGACACCAGACCCCUCCAUAAGGAGCAUCCCAAACAGGAGGAUGUCAAUGAUGCUCACAUGGAGAGUGCUGACUUUGGCUUAAGUAUAUCAGGAAUGAACAAAGGCAGUGGAGAGGAAAAUGUUCGCCUACAUAAAGGCCAAAUCAUUGACUUCCGGGAGCUGCUCACAGAUGCUAUCAAAGGCACAACCAGCAAACUUGGCUUGAACAGCUUCGGCUGUAACCCAGACCCCUCUGAACGAUUGCUGAAACCUCUGAGUGCAUUUAUUGGCAUGAAUAGUGAGAUGCGAGAAUUGGCAGCCGUGGUGAGCCGGGACAUUUAUCUCCAUAAUCCAAACAUAAAGUGGAAUGACAUUAUUGGACUGGAUGCAGCCAAGCAGUUAGUCAAAGAAGCUGUUGUGUAUCCUAUAAGGUACCCCCAGCUGUUCACAGGAAUUCUUUCGCCCUGGAAAGGACUGCUGCUCUAUGGCCCUCCAGGUACAGGAAAGACUUUACUGGCCAAAGCAGUGGCCACGGAAUGCAAAACAACCUUCUUCAACAUUUCUGCGUCUACCAUUGUCAGCAAAUGGAGAGGGGAUUCAGAAAAACUUGUUCGGGUGUUAUUUGAACUUGCCCGCUAUCAUGCCCCCUCCACCAUCUUCCUGGACGAACUGGAGUCAGUGAUGAGUCAGAGAGGCACAGCUCCUGGGGGAGAGCAUGAAGGAAGCCUUCGGAUGAAGACAGAGUUACUGGUGCAGAUGGAUGGGCUGGCUCGCUCAGAAGACCUUGUAUUUGUCUUAGCAGCCUCUAACCUGCCAUGGGAGCUGGACUGUGCCAUGCUGCGUCGCCUGGAGAAGAGGAUUCUGGUUGAUCUCCCCAGCCAGGAGGCCAGGCAGGCCAUGAUCCACCACUGGCUGCCCCCUGUGAGCAAGAACACAGCCUUGGAGCUGCGCACAGAGCUGGAAUACAGCGUGCUGAGCCAGGAGACAGAGGGCUACUCGGGCUCAGACAUUAAGCUAGUCUGCAGAGAAGCAGCCAUGCGGCCUGUGAGGAAGAUCUUCAGUGCAUUGGAAAACCAUCAGUCAGAGAGCAGCAAUUUACCUGGGAUUCAGCUGGAUACAGUGACCACUGCCGACUUUUUGGAUGUGCUAGCUCACACCAAGCCUUCAGCAAAGAAUCUCACUCAGAGAUACUCAGCCUGGCAAAGUGAAUUCGAGUCUGUUUGAAUUCACAUUUAUCCUGACCUGGCCACAUACACAAUCGCAGAGGCCUCCUGGUUUAUUAACGUAAGAGGGAGAAGAACAUGAUUGGAAUAGAAAAAAAAUUAUUCUGGAAGACUGGGUUAAUUUGGACAACUGUAUUGUUUUGGAAAUAUGAGAUAUUUUCAUUAAUUUUUCAUGAUUGAUGUCAACAAAAUACAGAUUUCAGUUACAAGUAUGUGUGCUAUUAGGUCAUGCAAUGGAGGCUAUUCUUACAAUUAGACUCCAUAAAAUUUUGAUGAACAGUUUCUUGUGGUGUUCCUCCUUUGUGGACUGGUAUUUUCAUUUCAAAGAAAAAUAUGUAAUUAGGAAAGUGCUGGAAUGCACUGGAUGGUUUUGAGUUGGGGAACCAAUCAGAAGUUAAGCUUGACAGGCCAUCUGACCGGCUGGCAAUUCAAGGGUAGAUAAGGAUGAGGGCAGGGAAGGAAAUGUCAAGUCUGUUUCUUUGGACAAUAUACUGUAUCUCAUCAGCUCUCCCUAAUUCCAACUCCACCCAGUUUUGUCCGCAGCAAACUCCUACCAGACUAGGCCCCACUCAGAAAGCCUCUGACCCACCUCCAGAGAUGAGUGCAUCGAGUCUACAGCUAACAGUGGUGGCUAAGUACACCUCGACCAUUAGCUACCACUUUGAGUUCUAGGCCCUAAUAACAUUUUUUGACCACUCAUGUCUUAUAUCCUGUGUGUUCUGCCCUUUUCUUCCCAAUGCCAUAGCUUCCUGAUGGAGCCAAACUUAGGAUGGGGCACCUGAGCUUCUAGAACAGUCACCAUGAGUCUCCCCAGUCCUGGGCUUCUCCACAUCUCCUUAUGGGUUAUAAACAGCUGCAAACAUCUCCUUCGGAAACCCAUCAUCUGAAGCAUCUACUUUUAACUCUUGAAAGAUUUUGAAGGCUUCCAUUAAGCAAUGCCUCCCCUCUUCCCAACUAUAACUUACCUAUGGUAAAUUACCUUCUUUUCCUUAUUUUCUUCAUCCCUGCAAGGCAGAUUCCUCUGGAGAAGAAAACUUCCAGGAAAAGGGACAUUUUAUAUAGCUAAAUAUUCCAAAGGUUUUACCCUUUUAAACAAAAACAAAGCAUAUUUGGGGUAUUGAUUAUUUUGAGUGGAAUACUCUCAAAUGCCCCUAAAAAUGUCAUUUCAUAGAAAAAUGCAGUCAAAUAGAAAAUGUCUUAUAUAAUGAAUUUAAAAUAAGACAUUUCAUCUUUGUAUAUGCUAAACUUAAACUUCUUCAUGAUCAUGAGGUGUUACACUAUACCUUGGUGUAUAAGUCUCUAAAUGGCCUCAAACUGCUGUACUGUUCAAUUUCCAUCUGCUAGUUCCUGGUUUUGGUUUGUUUUUUUUUGUUAGUUACAUUUCUUGUAGCUGUUAGUCCAUUUACGUGUGGUCACUGCCACCCUUUUGAUUUCACAAAAUCUCAGGAUGGAAACUCAACUGUUGCUUAUUUGCUGUGGAAAGUAGAUACAUGCUUUUAAGAAUGAAUAGGUAAAGGGACAGAGAAGAUGCUCCUGUGCAAGCUUUGUGGCAGUAUGUUUGGGCCCUCUUAGCUUCUGUGGAUUCCUGACUCCAUUCACAGUAAGAGUGGCUUGGCAUUGCUCACAGCAAACACAUGGUAACUUGCUUCCACUUCUAAAACCCCACACACAACGUACUGUGUACUUACUUGACUCACCUCCAUGUUCUUCCUCCAUUCCUUCUAAUUAUUUCCAGGUUCAUAUUUCUAAUACUUCCAUCUACAUUCAGUCCCAUGACCAAUCCUCUUCUUUUCUCCUUGGAAAGUUUGUCUCCAAAUAAUUAUGCUUAAAUGUUUUAGGUCAUGCUUUAUUCCAGUGGCUUCUUCUUUAUCAGGUUUAUAACCUAAUGGCUUCCUGCUUUGAAUGAAAUGAAACGUAGCUCUCUCAUCCCUCUGUUGGGCCCCUAUCACACAUACAUGUCUUUAUCUAUCAUCCCCAAAUAGUUACAAGUACAGGUUAACUUGAUAAUGAGCAUUUCUAUGAGAACUGUACCUUGUUAACUG